This is a messenger RNA of Patiria miniata (bat star), 1441 nucleotides long. RefSeq lists its product as uncharacterized. The transcript has a single exon. The record is from RefSeq and is a predicted model, not a curated record. Lineage: Eukaryota; Metazoa; Echinodermata; Asteroidea; Valvatida; Asterinidae. Bases 50 to 1441 code for a protein of 463 amino acids.
UGGAACGCAUUCUGUUUGUGUUUGUACAAAACAUCAAAACUGUAAACUUAUGUUCAGUGGAGCUAAAUUGGAAACUGUGACAAAUGGAGAGAUGAAGCACUACCGUGACUGCCUUGCUGCAAUUCAGUGCAACCCACCACGCACUGAAUGUUUCCUAGAUAAAUGUGACGAAUGUCCAGGAACAAGUGACCUUAGAGAUAGGCUUGAGACAUAUUUUGAGGACAACAUGAUUGACCAGAUUGAGUACAAGCAGUGGACAACAACCGACCGUUCAACACUUGAAACCAAAAUUCAGACAGUGGAUGACUUUUUGGAUUCCUUCAUGGCUACUCUCCGCAAGUUACUACGUCAUGACUUCAUUGCCAAACAGCAGAGUCACUUUCUCCAACACACUAAAGCCAACAUGGAACCAGGCGAAAUCUUGGUCAUUGCAGAUUUUGCAGAAAAUUACAGUUUUGUAGUUCAGGAUGCUGCCCAGUCAUUCCACUGGAACAAUCUACAGGCUACAAUUCACCCCUUUGUGUGCUACUUCCAACAAGAAGGCAAACUUAAUGAGCACCUAAGCUUUGUCGUCAUCUCAGACUGUAAUACCCAUGAUACUGUGGCAGUGCAUCUGUUCCAGAAAUUGCUCCUUCAAUUUCUCACUAAUAAGAUUGAAAGUUUCAAGAAGAUAUUGUACUUCUCAGAUGGUUGUGCUGCUCAGUACAAGAACCUUAAGAACUUCAUCAACUUGUGCCAUCACGAAGAGGAUUUUGGUGUACCAGCAGAUUGGCAUUUUUUUGCAACCUCCCACGGGAAAGGCCCAUCUGAUGGAAUUGGAGGAACUGUUAAACGCCUUGCAGCAAGAGCUAGUCUCCAGCGACCUUUGGAUCAGCAGAUUAUGACCCCAUGGCAGCUGUAUGAAUUUGCUACUUCUCAGAUAAAGAGUAUUGACUUCGCUUUUGCAACAACAGAGCAAUACAAGAAUGAAACGGAUAUUCUCAGGCAAAGAUUCCAAAUUGCACGUACCAUUCCAGGAACACAAAAGCUGCACUGUUUUUGUCCGAUGUCUAGAGACAAAAUUAAGGUGCGUGAUUUUUCCUCCUCCUCAGACUCAAGGGAGGAACCAGUUUGUCUCCAAGUCCAUGGACAAACUGCAUGUAUUGAUUUUGCAGAUAUCAAGGGGUAUGUUACAGUGAUGUAUGACUGUUACUGGUGGCUAGCAUGUGUUCAGGAGAUCCUUCCAGCAUCCCAAGAAGUGGAACUGAGUUUCCUUCAUCCCCAUGGGCCAUCUCCAUCUUUCAAGUUCCCCUAUCGACCAGACACACUUGUAAUUCACGGAAUGGAUGUACUAACAGCAGUGGAACCGGUCACUGAAACAGGACGCAUAUACAAGAUCUCUGCCGAGGAGAUGAACACUGCAACACAGACUUUGGUUGAGCGAAAAAUGAAAGUAACGUAG